AUUGAAUCGCUUUGUGUGUCCUCAAACAACUUGUUGCAUGUGUACAAAGGGAUAGUAAAUGUUCUUUUUCUUCUGUUUUGAAUGCUACGUUGUUAUUAUUGACAUUUGUGAUGGGUCAUUUAUAUACGAACGUUUAAAGACUGCAAAGGGGUUUAUGAUUCUCUCUUUAUAAGAAAAUAAAUGUACUACCUCAGAUUUUAGCGAAAGGUUUCCGAACUAGUACCUUAAUUCAUUAGCCGCCUUUUAUUUCAAGUCCAAAACCUAAGCGACUAAAUUACCCCGGAGGUCAUACUUUUAUCCCAACCAAGGAUUUAACACAUUCAGCACUAAUUUUCUUGCAAAGUUCGAACGGAUCAUCCAAAAUCAGGAUAUGUGACCAACUUGGAAGAGGUACUAGAUUCGAGAAGAAGUAGAAUUCAAUCACUUUAAUUCGGCCUGAUCGAUUAAAUAAAAACAUCCUCCAGUGGCGAGCUAUCUUUCUAGCCUGCUGUGACGUGGCAUUCUUCUUACAGACGUUCAACGAGCAAUCAGUAUCUCUUAAUCUUCAAUAAUGCACAACAAAGGCUCUGGCAACAGUCUUAGGUGGACUUUAAUUAAGACGACCCAGUGUGUGGAGAUCCGUUGUCAAGACCUGAACUAUCGCAUCAUUUCUUUUUAAGAGUUGAUAAAUCGGAUUCAGAAAACGGUUCUCGUGGAUUAUUUUUCACUUAGACAACAAAUUACGAGGACCGAUGUAGAAGUGCCUUACACGUACAUUUGAUACUGUGAGGGCCUGCACCAAGUCAUUUCCUUACAAUGAGUGAACAUGGGGAGAAGGGGGAGGAGGAGGAGGAGGGGGUGAUGUCCCCCAAACCCCCGCCGUUUGCCAGGGCCCCGAGUUUUGAGGUUGUGAUUGACCCAAUGGAUGAGCCGUGGGAGUGGCCCGCGAAACAGGAGAAGAACACAGAGGACAACAGUGAUGAUAGUGACGAUGAUUUUUUCGGGAGGGGGAGUGCAGCAUCCAAUGAGGAGCCCUUCAUAAAGUUUCGAAGAAUGGCACGUGCUGUUAAAAUGCUUAUAAGCGUGUGUCACGUGUGUAGGAGUUUGUUGGUAACUUCCGUUUCUAAAGAAAAUUGGUUCGCAUUGCUGGACAACCUAGUCGCCGCCACAACUCUCCAGCAAUCGCAAAAGAAAGGAAGAGCGUUCGUUGCUUUGGUAACCAAUGAAAAACAUAAAAUGGAACAGUUGACCUUUGACAUCAACGAUUAUAAACAACAACGGCUCACAAAGGAUUUGUUCACGGACGAGAUCCGAGAGAUAAUGCGACAGAGACCAGGAACACGGUCCAAUGACCAGAUUAUGGAGGUUGUGAGAGUCAUGAAGGGAAUGUCGAAGCAGUUUUGCGAGUACUCUCUAGGAAUCCAGAAAAAGAUCUGCCAGUAUUCCUUUUACGACAAGUACCGCCAUAACCGCGUGAUCAUCAAACGAGGCCUGCCCCCUGACGGAAUCUACUUCGUCAUCAGUGGAACAUUGGUCUCCAAACCAGACGACAAGAGAAACCCGGAUGAACUUCACGCCGGAGAAAAGUUCGGGGAAGAAGAUUUAGUGUGUGGAUGUGGCAGGCGAGCUACGGUGAUCACACGCCACGAGGUGGAGCUUCUAUUCCUGCACAGAUUUGACUAUAUGGAUAUAUUCGAUAUGUCCGCGGACUCUAACGAUCCCAAGAACUUAAACAUUUGUCGGAGGGACGUGGUCCUCAGACAUUUCCCGAUGGACAAACUCGAAGACAAUCCAGGAACGUGGAGUACUCUAAAAUACAGAUAUGGUCGUCUUAUUGUAAAGAACAGCAACGAAAUGGAAUGGAUAUACGUGAUUUUGUCUGGAGAAGCGCGCGUGAUAGCGCGGCUACAGCCGGAUACCAUAGACGUGAAGGCCCGGCGUCAGCAGAUACAGAGAACCAUAGAGCAAGACUCGCCAUUCUACAAGAAAAAGAAAAUCCUCAACUUUGUCUCAGACCGGGCUCACGUAAAAUCAAAGUACAGCCCUGCAACAUAUCAUCCAGGGAUACGGAGGGACCUUAUGUCGGCGCCACCUGCGCAUGGGCACAGACGUUGUCUUGACGAUAUUGCGUACAAAAAUGUACCAGACGCCCAAAACGCUGUGACGUCAAUACGAGGAUUUCUUCGCUCUAAAUCUGAAAUAUUAGAAAGCAAAUCAGAUAAACUUCCAAAAAUUGACAUUAAAGUCAGUGAUGAAAAUGGAGAUACAACUGAAAAGACAGAAAAUGACGAGAAUAUAAGACCUAUUUCAGUUACCCCCUCUGAACCUCAACAGUUAUCAUUCACCGAAAUAUCCGCAGACAAAAAGUCGUUUUAUCAAAGAACUGGACAUAAUGCAGGAAACAAGCCGAGACCAAAGUCUGAGAAUCUGCACGCGAUGAAAAAGAAACGGUUAACCCACGAACAAAUGAUGGAACGUCUGCAUAUGGCGGAACGCAGACGAUUAAAAGAGAAAUACAUGAAUGCCCCGAACAUCAAACCACAGCGCGUGGUCAUUACACACGAGAAGGAGACGGCGGAACUUCCUGCUUUUGUCCAGGUGGAAACUUUGCAUCCAGGACAGACCUUCGGUUUGCGAUCUUGCCUAGAAUCUUAUGAGCGAGGACCCUCAGUUAGCCUGAUCAGCGGUGACUGUGAAGUACUCGCCAUCAACAAAAAAUUCUUCCUACGCCAUUGCGAUGACGCUAUGUUCAGUCUCAUCAGACUCAAGGCGAAGCCUUUUCCUCAGCAGAGUGAGUUGGUGGAUCGAUUAGAUAUCACUCUACAAUGGGAUGAAUUUAAACAAGAGACAUUGAAAGAUUACCUCAGGAGACGAAUCAGAAAACAUUGACCAUACCAUAUUUUAUCUGAAUAAUGAUUAUGAUGACGCAAUAUUUCCCCCUAAUACGGCAAAUUUCGCUGGGUUUAGUGCUGUGAAAAUUGUGUACUUUUGUUCUCUCUUACCAGUAUUAUUAUUUAUGAAUUAUGAUUAAUAAACAAAUAUUUAUUACUGUG
Molecule: messenger RNA, 3032 nt
Organism: Magallana angulata
Lineage: Eukaryota; Metazoa; Mollusca; Bivalvia; Ostreida; Ostreidae
Exons: 16
Coding region: 796-2868 (690 amino acids)
Source: RefSeq, a predicted model, not a curated record